This is a messenger RNA of Dromiciops gliroides (monito del monte), 3247 nucleotides long. It is a transcript of the gene NECTIN4, whose product is annotated as nectin cell adhesion molecule 4. The transcript has 9 exons. Gene Ontology annotation, cellular component: adherens junction. Gene Ontology annotation, biological process: heterophilic cell-cell adhesion; homophilic cell-cell adhesion. NCBI's taxonomy places the organism in Eukaryota, Metazoa, Chordata, Mammalia, Microbiotheria, Microbiotheriidae. The coding region runs from base 95 to 1600 and encodes 501 amino acids. The record is from RefSeq and is a predicted model, not a curated record.
UCUCUUCCUUUGGCCCCCACCCUGGGGGGGAAAGCAGAGAACCCAGCUGAUUCCCAAGGCCUUCACCCCUACACUCCUGUCCCAGGAAGCCAAGAUGUGGCAGCAGAAGCCAUGGCUGGUGCUACUCCUUGUCACCUCCUUCACAGGUUUGUGCCUGGCUGGUGAGCUGAAGACGUCAGCUCUGGUUACCGUGGUCCUGGGUCAAGAUGCAGAGCUGCCUUGCUUCUACAGUGGAGAGCCUGGGGAGCAGGUGAAGCAGGUGGCUUGGGCCAGAGUUGGAGGGGUGGAGGGAACUACAGAACUGGCCUUGCUCCAUGACACAUACGGUCUGCAUGUGAGUCCCACCUAUGAGGGACGAGUGGAGCGGCUGCCACCACCUCAGGAUCCAAAUGACGGUGCCAUACUCUUGAGGAAUGCUGUGCAGGCUGAUGAGGGGGACUACGAGUGCCGAGUUAGCACUUUCCCUUCUGGCAGUUUCCAGGCGGGGCUCCAUCUUCGAGUGCUUGUGCCCCCUCUGCCCACAAUGAACCUGGGUCCCGCCCUGGAAGAAGGCCAAGGUCGAACACUAGCAGCCUCCUGCACAGCCGAGGGCAGUCCUGUGCCCAGCGUGACCUGGGACACAGUAGUCAAGGGAAUGGUCGAUAGCCGUUUGUCUAAUCACCCGAGAUCAGCUUCAGUCACCUCAGAGUUCCACCUGGUGCCAAGCCGGACCAUGAAUGGGCAGUCCCUCACUUGUGUGGUGUCCCACCCCGGCCUGCCAGAGGACAAAAGGAUCACACACAUGCUCCGAGUUGCCUAUCUAGCUGAGGCCUCGGUGUGGGGCCAUGAAGACCCCGAAUUAUGGCACGUGGGUCGGGAAGGUGUCAUGCUCAAGUGUGUGAGUGAGGGGCAGCCCCCACCUUCCUACAACUGGACUCGGCUGGAUGGGCCUCUGCCCAGCGGGGUUCGAGUGGAAGGAGGCACCCUGAUCUUCCCCCCACUGACUGCUGAGCACAGCGGCACCUACGUCUGCCGCGUCAGCAAUGAGGUCUCUUCUCGGGACACCCAAGUCACUGUGGCUGUCACAGCAGAGGAUCAAGCCCCACCAGUGGAUGUGGACGUGGUUUCUGCCUCCAUGGUGGCAGUCGGAGUGAUUGCUGCCCUGCUGCUUUGCCUCCUGGUUGUGGUGGUGGUGCUCAUGUCCAGAUACCACCGACGCAAGGCCCAGCAGAUGACCCAGAAAUAUGAGGAGGAGCUGACCUUGACGCGGGAGAAUUCCAUCCGCAGACUUCAUUCCCACCACGCAGAACCACGGAACCAGCCUGAGGAGAAUGUAGGGCUUCGAGCUGAGGGCCACCCCGAUAGUCUCAAGGACAACAGUAGCUGCUCUGUGAUGAGUGAAGAGCCCGAGGGCCGAAGUUACUCCACUCUGACCACAGUGAGAGAGAUCGAGACCCAGACUGAGCUGCUAUCACCAGGCUCUGGACGAACAGAAGAGGAAGAAGAUCGAGAUGUCGGAAUCAAGCAGGCCAUGAACCACUUUGUCCAGGAGAACGGGACUCUCCGAGCCAAGCCCACGGGCAAUGGCAUCUACAUCAAUGGACGGGGACACCUAGUCUGACCCUCGGCCGGGCCUCUGCCUCAACUAUCCAGUGGCCCUCCCCAGACCCAUGUUGGGAGACAUUUGCAUGUCCUUGCACCCAGUGCCCCUGAAACAAAGGCCUGUGGGCCUAUUGACUUCUGCCCUGUUUCUGGGCCCCUUCCCCAGCUUCUACUUAGAGGUGCCCUUCUGGGUUUGGCCUCUCCUGGUGCUAGUCACUGUGCCUGUGUGUGAAUGCAAGACUGAGUGUGCUUGAAUGGCUGUGGUCUGGUUGACUUUAUACGUGUGUCAGUGUACAGGUAAGUGUGUGUGGGGGGGUGUGUGCACUCGUGUGUAUGUGCCAGUGGUCACUCAUGAUCACUGCCUGGGUACAGUGACUAGACCCUCAGACCCUAGAGCAGUAUUAUUGAAACAGAGAAGUUGGGGCUGCUUCAAGGGAAGUUGAUCCCAGGGGACAGUCCCCGACAAGGGGCUGGGGAAAAUGCAGGCACAGCCAGAUCAGGGAGCUGGACUCUCUCCUGACUGGGGAGCGGGACUCCUCUCGUCUGCCCGAUGUGGGGAGGGGCACCGUGUUGGUUCUGCUUGGGUGGUUGGCAGCGCUGCUUGGAGAGACCGCCCUCUUGUGGCGCAGAGAGACUGGCGCAAGGAUGUUUCUGAAAACAUUGGAUCACAGAUUUCGAGCCAGCAGAGACUUCCACCUUCCCUUCCCAUUUCACAGAAGAGGAAACUGAAGCCCAGGACGGCUAAGUGAUUCACCCAAAGUCACAGAGGCAGUGAACAUCAGCAGUUGGAUUUGAACCAGGGACAAGAGCUCUUCCUAUUGUACCACACUGCCUCCCUUGCUUGUAAAUAGGACUUUUUGUAAGUUUCAUUCUGUUAAAUGUUUUAGAGAAGCUUGCUGUUUAAAGGAUUGCUACAAUUAAUCCUUUUUCUAAUCAAAAGACAUUUCUCUGAAAAAAAAAACAACACAACUGUAUGAGGUUUGUUCCCAUUGCUCCCCACCCUGCUCCACUCAGCCCCUCUGUAUCUUCUUCUGUUUCUCUAGCUAUGACCAAAGCACCAGCUUGGGGGAGCGUUGGAACCAGGGUUCCUGGGUUGUAAUUUGCAAGGCUGGGAAGUAAACAUAGAGUUGGGGUGGGGAGAGGGUCACAGCUUGGGUGAAUGGGGGUGGCUGGGACAGGAGCGGCCCUCUUCUCCUGGGAUUUCUGUCACUGGACCUCAACCAUCCAGACAGCAGUUCCCAUUGGCAGCUAGGGCUAGAGGGUGUUUGAGAUCCCCAAGGCUCAAGCCCUUUCUUGGGUCUUUCCUGACCUGCACACAGCAUCCUCAGCAUUGGGUGUGCAGACCCAAGGUCUUCAUGGAGUAUGACAAAACCCGGUUUAGGGGAAUAUGUUAAAUGUCCCUAUCUAGAGGAAGAAAUCGCUGUGUUUUGUUUCCUCACCCAGAGCACUGGGUGAGAUGGUGUGUGUGUGUGUGUGUGUGUGUGUGUGUGUGUGUGUGUGUGAACAAAGACAAAGAUGCCUACUCACUUUCCAGGCUCUCCUGGGCAGCCUGGAGUUUGAGGGAGUGACCUGACAGAUCAAAAAUCUGCCCUGUAAAUGUUAUGUAAAUAGUGUCAUAGAUGUAGUGUAAAUAGUUUACCACUCCCUGUCACUUCCUAAAUAAAAA